AUGUCGUAUCAUUUCGGGUUGGGCCAGGCAAUUUAUAUAGCGAUCAAGCCGCUUUUCAAAAUCUACUUGUCCGCCGGCACGGGGUUCCUGCUCGCCAAGCAAAAGAUUUUAACUCCGGACGGAUCAAGAGUCAUAUCGCAAAUCGUCCUCACCUACCUGGUUCCAUGUCUUUUUUUCCACAACAUUGUCGCAAGCUUGAAAGACACAGACAUCAAAAUCAUGGGGGUGAUCAUUCUCACGGGGUACAUUUAUUACGCCGCGGGCGCUUUAUGCGGUCUUAUCCUCAAGAUGCUGAACCCAAUACCCAAGAUGUGGGUUGGCGGGUUGUUCAUGGCCUGUAUAUUCAACAACAGCGGUGAUUUGCCCAUUGCGUAUGUCCAGACAAUUGGAAACGGCAGCAUGUUUUCGUCGACUUGGGCCAAUAAAGGAGUGGCCUAUUGUGUCAUUUUCAAUGUGGUGUUUAUCUCUGCCAUGUUCAAUUUCGGAGGCCAGCACCUGAUUUUCUUUGAUCAGAAACGGUUCCUCCGAGAUCUCAACCCAGAGCCCGUGCAUGACGAGAGCUCAAUCGACCAUGAAAAGUUGGAGAUUAGCUCACUAGAAGGCACCCCUCAGCCUCUUAAUCCCGACCACGUUCGUUUCAAUGCUGCCGGCGAUGCCGUUAGCGUCACAGGAUACGGUCGUAGGUUUUCAAAGUCCUCGCAAUUUCUGCCCGAUCUAGACGCAGACAGCGAACGUGCAAGGCAGCCCACUGCCCGGUUCAAAAACCUCAAAAACGGCUGGAAAAGGUUCAAGUCUCGCAAUAUGACCACAAGAAUCAUUGGAGAGUUUAUUGAAAACAUGAAGCGUCCGCAGUCAAUGACCCUGAUUGUUGCACUCGCCAUUGCAAUGAUCCCCUGGACAAGACGUCUUUUCGUUGACGAUCCCGACCAGCACGUAUCUGGGAUCCCCAAUGCCCCCGACGGCCGACCACCUUUGGAUUUCAUCAUGGACUUUACGGGGUUUUUCGGUAACGCCCAGGUCCCGCUCGGACUGAUGCUGCUAGGAGGCACCAUUGCCCGGUUGAAAGUUCGCGGACUGCCAGCAAAGUUCUGGCGGACCAUCGUGGGUCUUGUUCUUUUCAAGCUCGUGAUUUUACCCAUCAUCGCAAUUGCAUUCGUCGAAGAGCUCCGCCGGGUUCAUUGGAUCGAUCACGACGACCCAAUGGCACCAAUUGUCCUCAUUGCAUCCUCCAGCACGCCAUCUGCGACGAUCCAGAUCUAUAUUACCGCACUAGUGUUUGGUGCCGACUACGAAGAGGGCCCUCUGAACUGCCUUGCCGUGGUGCUGAUUGCGCAGUACACGUUUUUGCCCAUCUCAAUGACCAUCGUCAUGACUUAUGCCUUGAAAAAUGCUAUUUAA
Molecule: messenger RNA, 1398 nt
Organism: Wickerhamiella sorbophila
Lineage: Eukaryota; Fungi; Ascomycota; Dipodascomycetes; Dipodascales; Trichomonascaceae
Exons: 1
Coding region: 1-1398 (465 amino acids)
Biological process (GO): transmembrane transport
Cellular component (GO): membrane
Source: RefSeq, a predicted model, not a curated record